AUGAAUGCUGAAACGGCAACCAGCGAAAGAGCGGCUCCAAAGGCUUGCAGCAUUGAAAAUCGUCUCUUGAGAAGCAAUGCAGAGAAGAUCAUGGAAAAGGGUGUCGAGAGUGACAAUAGCAACACCACGUGGAAAAUUGAGAGAUGUCUGAAAGAGCGGACGACCAGAAAUGUUGCGCUGCAAUCCAGCAAUGCUGCAGCCAGAUGUUUCCAGAUAUCUGUUCGGUUAAGGGCAGACAUGUGGGGCGAACAGACCCCCAUCAAACGAUCCUCACAGCUUGCCAAGGUUUCACCAUCUUUACCCUUUUCGCUACACGUGCUCUUUCUCCGCAGAAAGAAGAAAAAAGGGCAGCUGACGAGAAAAAUGCCUAUGUAUGCAAUGAGAGGUUGUAUGCCUGAAAGGUCGACCAGCAGCCUUUUGUUGAGCACCUCAGAAAAGAGCUGA
This is a messenger RNA of Mitosporidium daphniae, 444 nucleotides long. RefSeq lists its product as uncharacterized. NCBI's taxonomy places the organism in Eukaryota, Fungi, Microsporidia. Bases 1 to 444 code for a protein of 147 amino acids. The record is from RefSeq and is a predicted model, not a curated record. The transcript has a single exon.